AGCAGUUCAACAUGAAUAUAAUGGAGAAUCCAGGCGGCUCUAGUCACUGUUCAACGCUGAACUACACACAGGCAGCCAUGAUGGGUUUAACCGGGAGCCACAGCAGUCAGCAGGACACGCAGCAGCUCGGUUACAGUAGCCAUGGCAACAUCCCCAACAUCAUUCUCACAGUGAUGGGGGAAUCUCCGCCCCAUCUCUCUAAAGACCUCACCAGCUCGUUGGCCAGCGUUGGUGACGUCAGCUUUGACGCAGACUCUCAGUUCCCAUUGGACGAGCUGAAGAUCGACCCCUUGACACUGGACGGACUGCACAUGCUCAACGACCCGGACAUGGUUCUCGCCGACCCGGCCACUGAGGACACGUUCCGCAUUGAUCGACUAUGAGCCUGUGAAUGCAAUUCGAAGCGAGACAUUCCGCUGCAUGACCUCUCUGUUCACCAUCUGGUCAGUGGCGUCCACAUCCCCCCAACCACCCACGUCACAGCAGGCUGCCAAACCACUCAUGACCAGGGGCUGGUGGAGGUGGAAGUGCUGUAUCCACACUGGAUCGUUUCCAAUGCGCAAUACCAUCCACCAUCCACUCUCUUCAUGUAUUCAUGUUUUGUUGUCAUUUCAAGUUUUAUCUAUGUUUUAAAUGUUUACAUAAUUAUGCCAUAUGUCUUUGAAGAAAUAUCCAUUUGUGUAAUUAUGUGUGUG
Molecule: messenger RNA, 695 nt
Organism: Sinocyclocheilus rhinocerous
Lineage: Eukaryota; Metazoa; Chordata; Actinopteri; Cypriniformes; Cyprinidae
Product: CREB-regulated transcription coactivator 1-like
Exons: 2
Coding region: 12-383 (123 amino acids)
Biological process (GO): positive regulation of transcription by RNA polymerase II
Cellular component (GO): cytoplasm; nucleus
Molecular function (GO): cAMP response element binding protein binding
Source: RefSeq, a predicted model, not a curated record